Messenger RNA from Rhododendron vialii, 1684 nucleotides. Its product is annotated as polynucleotide 5'-hydroxyl-kinase NOL9. Gene Ontology annotation, molecular function: polynucleotide 5'-hydroxyl-kinase activity. The coding region runs from base 152 to 1291 and encodes 379 amino acids. The record is from RefSeq and is a predicted model, not a curated record. Lineage: Eukaryota; Viridiplantae; Streptophyta; Magnoliopsida; Ericales; Ericaceae. The transcript is spliced from 9 exons. Gene Ontology annotation, cellular component: nucleus. Gene Ontology annotation, biological process: cleavage in ITS2 between 5.8S rRNA and LSU-rRNA of tricistronic rRNA transcript (SSU-rRNA, 5.8S rRNA, LSU-rRNA).
AGAAAGUAGAAACAGUAGGCUUUUGCAAGCCUCGGCGGCUUAGGAGUGGGGAGAGAGACGCACAAUCAGCGCGGGCUCAACUCGACGCAGCACGCGGGCGGUGUGUCUAUAUACAUAACACCCACAGAGAGAGAGAGAGAGAGAGAGAGAGAUGGCUUCGUUAACAGAGAGUGAAGAAAGCCCGUCGCCAAAGAUAUUUAUACCGGAGGAGUGGUCUGAAGCCGCGGAAUCCAUAGCAUACGACUCAAUCACAUCGCCGCCUCCCGUCGCCCUCAUCUGCGGCGCCAAAAACAGCGGCAAGACCACCUUCUCUCGCCACCUGCUAAACAUUCUCCUUCAAAGGUACAAAAGAGUAGCUUAUUUGGAUACAGAUGUUGGGCAGACUGAGUUCACUGCUCCCGGAUGUCUAUCACUUACCGUGGUUGACAAGAUAACGCCAGAUUUGACAAUUCCAUGCCUGAAAACACCAGAGAGAUGUUUUUUCUACGGCGAUAUUUCCUCAAAAAGAGAUCCAUCAGCUUACUUGAAAUUUAUCUUUGCUCUAUAUGAUUGCUAUCGGAAAGUGUAUUGCAUGUCUAACCAUAGUGAAAGCCCUGGUAAUACUGGAGUGCCCCUUGUUGUUAAUACACCUGGCUGGGUGAAAGGUAUUGGUUAUGAUUUACUGGUGGAUAUGCUGAAACAUAUUUCUCCUACCCAUAUAGUUAAGAUUUGUAUCUCUGCUGAGAGCAAGAACCUACCAGCUGGAGCAUUCUGGUUAGACGAGGGACAUGAUGUAACAGGGACGCUAAUUGAAAUCAAUUCAGCUCGACAGGACUCUUUAAAGAGAUCGGUGCUAGUACAUAAAGAUGCUCGUCUUCUACGGGAUUUGCGUGUCAUGGCUUAUUUCAGACAGUGUUUCCCCAGUGACUCAAGUAUCACAACAAUCAAGGAACUUGCUUAUGCAUUGGCUGCGCAUCCUCCUUAUGAAAUUCCUAUGUCAAUUAUCAAGAUUAAGCACCUCCAUUGCCAGGUACCAAGUACUGAAGUCUUCUACAGCUUGAAUGCGACCAUUGUUGGCUUGGCUGUUAGUUCUGAAGAUUCUGAACAUUUGCCUCAGUGUGUCGGUCUGGGUUUGGUGAGAGGCAUCGACAUUUUCAAACGUGUACUCUAUGUAAUUACCCCUGUUCUGCAGAACACACUGGAGAAAGUAGAUCUUUUACUGCAGGGGCUUAUCCAGAUUCCAACUACUUUGUUGCAGGUACAGGGAUGCAUCUCACCUUACAUGGCUGCAAAUGUUUUGCCAACGAGCUAGCAGAACUGCAGUUGCUGUCUUGCUGAUGGUUUGAGAUGUGUCAAUAUGACUUCCUUACACAACUGGUAACCGGUGAAGAUGUUUCCCAACCUUUUAAGGGAUGGACAUUGUUUUGUCUCCAGCCAUAUAUAAUUUAGUUUCUCUGUUAUUUGUUGGUCCUAAAUACACGUCUCCAAAAAAUGCUUGUAGUAAGGUUGCAGCAGUAGCCAGAAAUUCCCUGCACUAGAGGCUUUACAAUCUGUUAGAAAUGCCUGUCAUACUAGCGGCAGUGUCUUAAGCAGGCGUUGUGAAAUGUUUGGAAUCACAGGAUAGUUUGCACGAGGAUAUUUAUUUACUGGAAGAAGGGUUCCAGAAGUGAAUGGAACCAUACUACCACAUUGUAGAUGGUUUUAA